GUACGCUCCGCUUGUCGCAUGCAUUUCCACGUCGAGACGGGUGGAGAGAGCAUAGAGGCGGAGAUGCAUCGUCGCACCUGGUGGGAAAUUACCACGCUCGACGGGCGUAGCCAGGAGAUUGCGGGCUUGGAUCCUGUCCUGCUUGCGCGCAACGUCCAGCGCAGAGUACCCAACGCGCUCAGCGACGACGUCCUGGCGGAAGGUGCGCAUCCACGAGAGCCAUACUCACAGCCACAAGCGUCCGCCUCACUCGACGCCCUCUUCCCCUACAUGCGCGCCCUCUUCGCCGAUUUCGCCCAGCGGUGUCGCGCUGAGCAGGCCAGGCAGGGCGGGCUCACCGCAAUGGGCAUGUUCGAGCUCUCCACGCCCAUCUGGACCCUCACCGAAAAGCUGCACCGCAUCGACGUUCUCGAGGCGCGGCUGGAGGCGCAAGUCUUCCGCCACUGCGGGCCAGACAGUCUCUCCCGGCUCAUCGUAGGGUUUGGCAGCUCUUUAUUAGCCAAAGCGCGCAUGCUCGCCAUCUUGGGCGAGGAGUCGCUGCAAGCCCGGCGGACAGCGCGAAGGGAGACGCACAAGCUCGAGGAUCUGAGGCAGCGCAUGCUGGAGUUGAGCGUGCGCUGUAUUUCCUACUACUCUGAGCUGCUCCGCGACAGCGCCGUACGCGCGCGAUUUGGCUGGUUCAUUGUGCGACACGUUCCCGCCAUCCCAAUGAUCCACCUCUUUCGACUCUUACAGACCCACACCACGGGACCCUCGGUGGAUGCCGCUUGGGCGCUGCUGCACAGGACGGAGGGUAUGGGAAGAACGCGCAAGCAAUUCGACGCGCACUACAAGGGGCAGGGAUUCCAUUGGCUGCCCACGCCCGAGGAGCCCGUGUUGGGGGACUCGACGUUCCUCAAGGCCUGGGAGGCGAGGAAGGCUGCAGUUGGGUGGGGGCGAGAGGACGUCGAGCCGGAGUAUAUUGUGGAGGUCAAGAGGAGAAGUGAGCAUGCGCAGCGCGAGAGGGAGCGCACACUUUUGACGGCAGCGAUGCCUUGGGGUGCGGAGGCCGGCGUGGGGGUGAGUAUGGGCACCAACCUCGGCGGGGGCUUCGACCCUACGCCUCCCUCUGCAGAGCUCGACGAGGAUUGGGAGGCGUGGCUGCGUCAGCUCUUAGGGACGAGUGCUUGAGAGAGGAGGCCUCGUUGCCGCUCCCUUGCUAUCGUCUGGCCCACGCCCCGUAAUGUCAUCUACUCCACUCCCCUUCCUUAGCGUGGUGAUCGCACCGCGUGUCGCGUGGGCCCAAGCCGAGCCAAGCUUCUCCUUCCGCCGCGCUCGCACUGGCCCACGUUGCUUCAGGCACGAUGUGCAGCCAGCCCUGCCCUUCGCUGCCCUGCCCACGCUGCACGCGAGGACGAUUCACGUCGUUCCUAAUC
Molecule: messenger RNA, 1415 nt
Organism: Jaminaea rosea
Lineage: Eukaryota; Fungi; Basidiomycota; Exobasidiomycetes; Microstromatales
Exons: 1
Coding region: 19-1170 (383 amino acids)
Source: RefSeq, a predicted model, not a curated record